Messenger RNA from Serendipita indica DSM 11827, 474 nucleotides. The record is from the annotation of a GenBank genome assembly. Lineage: Eukaryota; Fungi; Basidiomycota; Agaricomycetes; Sebacinales; Serendipitaceae.
AUGACUCGGGGACUAAAUGGAUCGGAGGGAGGGCGAAAUCUUCUCGACUCGACCAACACCAUCGUCGGAUCCCAAUUUCCAUAUAACAAAUCCAUCAGCUCUAUCACUCCUUUACUCUACCUCUACAUUAUGCAGGUUGUUGAAGACGACCCAAAACCACAGGCAGACGCGAGUGGCGAGACAUCUUCCCAUUCGUGCGAUCAAACACCGGGGCAAUCCAACCUUCCAGACUUCACAUGGCUACAGAUGAAUCACGAUCGUCACGUUCAUUCAGAGUCUGCACUCAUCCCCGCUAUUCCCAUCCACGUCAAAGAUUUUGAGCGAAGCGAUAUUCGCGCCAACUUGAUCUAUGCACCAUCUAAUCAUCUAUACAAGUAUUUCGAGCACGCGAGCCCGACCACGAUCCCGGAAGCGGCGGUCCAAGUGAAGACAGAAAUACCAGAGUCCCAGAUGGCUGGGAAUAGUUCACCUUGA